Zea mays is the source of this 4730-nucleotide messenger RNA. The record is from RefSeq and is a predicted model, not a curated record. Lineage: Eukaryota; Viridiplantae; Streptophyta; Magnoliopsida; Poales; Poaceae.
GGAUAAAAGUUACUGAUUGUUGUUUAAUUCGGACAAGGAGUUGGACCUCGUGAGAGCGUUGGAUCCGUCUCCGUGCCUCCGUGCCUCCGUGGGCCUGUUCCGACGUCAUCGUCCGCAUCGCACGGCCGUUUAUUGAGGAACAAUUCGUUUUUAUUCUCACGUUCAUUCCGCGGGCGCAGGGUUCUCUCUCGUGGCGAUCGCUGACCGUAGCGGCCACCCUCCGCCAGGUGGCCAGGUUUUCGUGUGGCCCUCCGCCAUGUCUUCGCAGGACCCUCCGCCGGCGACGAGCACCCAAAAGAAGCAAUCGGAGAGUUUGGUAAACCUACUGGCAGAGGCAAGCAGGUUCUACCGCAAAGCAUAUAAUGAACUGUUCUCAGGUUUAAUUACUGAGUGGGAGCCUGAAUCAUCUACUAAUACUCCUGACUAUAUGCUUUUUGGGUGGCAUCUCUUCUUAACGCUUCGUUCGAGAUCACCAGAAUUGUUCAAGGACCUGGUGUCCUGCAUCCAUGGAUUAGUUGCUGUAUUGGCCAUACUAUUGGUUCACGUGCCAGCUAAAUUCAGGACCUUCACGAUUGAAGGCUCUUCUCACUUAAUCAAACAAACUGAGAAAGGCGUGGAUCUUAUUGCUUCUUUAUGUCAUAAUUAUCAUACCUCUGAAGAAUGUUUGAAAGAAAUGAUGGACAAGUCUCACAAGGCAAUAGAAGAAGUUUUCAGUAUGAAAGCACUAAGUGCUUCAGAGUGCAAAACAGAGAAUUUGGAUAAGAUAGACACAGAUCGCCUGAUGUAUUUCAAAGGUCUCAUUGAUAUGGAGUGUUUCCAGUCAAAUCUGGAAAAAAUGGAGAAACUAUGUAAUUCUAAUAACUGUGAAGCGGAGCUUGAUUUUAAAUUAAUUUUGACCAAUAAUGAUUAUAUUCCCUGUGCCGAGAAUUUGUCGAGGGAUUCCACUAAUUUAGGAUGUUCAAAGUGUGCCUUUGAAACAUUGGCAUCUCCCACAAAGACAAUAAAGAACAUGUUGACUGUUCCUAGUUCCCCUUUGUCACCCACCAACGGUGGUUCAGUCAAGAUUGUGCAAAUGACACCAAUAACUUCUGCCAUGACGACAGCUAAGUGGCUUCGUGAGGUGAUAUCUUCAUUGCCAGAGAAGCCUUCAUCUAAGCUUCAGCAGUUGAUGUCAUCAUGCGAUAGAGAUUUGACAAAUGCCGUCACAGAAAGGGUCAGCAUAGUUCUGGAAGCAAUUUUUCCAACCAAGUCUUCUGCUGAUCGGGGUGGCUCAUUAGGCCUCAAUUGUGCAAAUGCCUUUGAUACUCUAUGGGCAGAUGCCAGAAAAAUGGAGGCUUCCAAGUUGUACUAUAGGGUAUUAGAGGCAAUCUGCAGAGCUGAGUUACAAAACAGCAAUGUAAACAAUCUAACUCCAUUGCUGUCAAAUGAGCGUUUUCACCGAUGUUUGAUUGCAUGUUCAGCGGAGCUAGUAUUGGCGACACAUAAGACGGUCAUCAUGAUGUUUCCUGCUGUUCUUGAGAGUACUGGUCUAACCUCAUUUGAUUUGAGCAAAAUAAUUGAGAACUUUGUGAGACAUGAAGAGACCCUCCCAAGAGAAUUGAAAAGACACCUAAAUUCCUUAGAAGAACAAAUUUUGGAAAGCAUGGCAUGGGAGAAAGGUUCAUCAUUGUAUAACUCACUGAUUGUUGCCAGGCCAUCUGUUGCUUCAGAAAUUAAUCGCUUUGGUCUUCUGGCUGAAUCAAUGCCAUCUCUUGAUGACUUAGUGGCAAGGCAGAAUAUUCAUAUUGAGGGCUUGCCUGCUACACCAUCUAAAAAACGUGCUGCUGGUCGAGACGACAAUGCUGAUCCUCGAUCACCAAAGAGACCAUGCAAUGAAUCUAGGAGCACAGUAGUAGAACACAAUUUGCAGACACCUCCACCCAAGCAAUGCCACAUGGUGUUGACUAGUUUGAAAGCAAAAUGCCAUCCACUCCAGUCCACAUUUGCAAGUCCAACUGUCAGUAAUCCUGUUGGUGGGAACGAAAAAUGUGCUGACGUGACAAUUCAGAUAUUCUUUUCCAAAAUUCUGAAGUUAGCUGCUAUUAGAAUAAGAAACUUGUGUGAAAGGAUUCAAUAUAUGGAACAGACAGAGCGUGUCUAUAAUGUCUUCAAGCAGAUUCUUGAUCAACAGACAACAUUAUUUUUUAAUAGACACAUCGAUCAACUUAUUCUUUGCUGUCUUUAUGGUGUUGCAAAGGUUUGCCAAUUAGAACUCUCAUUCAGGGAGAUACUCAACAAUUACAAAAAAGAAGCACAAUGCAAACCAGAAGUUUUUUUAAGCAUCUAUAUUGGAAGUAGGAAUCAUAAUGGGGUAUUAAUAUCACGCCAUGUUGAUAUCAUUACUUUUUACAAUGAGGUCUUUGUUCCAGCAGCCAAGCCUUUCCUGGUGUCAUUAAUAUCAUCUGGUACUCGUCCAGAAGACAAGAAGAAUGCUAGUGGCCAAGUUCCUGGAUCACCGAAGCUAUCUCCUUUCCCAAAUUUACCAGAUAUGUCCCCAAAGAAAGUUUCAGCUUCUCAUAAUGUAUAUGUGUCUCCUUUGCGGCAAACCAAGAUGGAUUUACUGCUGUCACCAAGUUCCAGGAGUUUUUAUGCAUGCAUUGGUGAAGGCACCCAUGCUUAUCAGAGCCCAUCUAAAGAUUUGGCUGCUAUAAAUAGCCGCCUAAAUUAUAAUGGUCGGAGAGUAAACAGUCGAUUAAACUUUGACAUGGUGAGCGACUCAGUGGUAGCUGGUAGUCUAGGCCAGCCAAAUGGUGGUUCUACUUCCUUGGAUCCUGCAGCUGCAUUUAGCCCCCUUUCAAAGAGAAAGCCAGAUACUUGAUCAAAUAUAAAUGGCGAUCUCUCUCGUAUAUAGCUCACAGCUCCAUAGCAGUCUAUUCUUCUGAAUAAGUGGGUUGACUGGAGUGAUUUAACUGUACAUGUAUGUGUUAGUGAGAACCAGCAGUUUAUAGGCAGCAAACUGUUUUAAAUUAGCUUUGAGGUUUUAUCACCAUUUCCCUGCUGAUUGAACAUAUUUUAGAUUGUAACAUCUGCUUUGUAGAAUGCUAAUGAAUCUUUAGUUUUCAGUGGGUUGACAUUAAAAAUCCUUAUCCUAGUUGGCUGGUUGUUGGGAGACAUUCAUCAAGGUUAUAUUUGGUCGUCAAAUAGUACUGUACUUGAUUCAUAUCUUUCAUAUUUUUCACUAGCGUUGGCAACCGUAAAUUGCUUUCCUGACUAGGAACAUAUUCUUCACAAGUAUGGCAACUCUAAACUAUUUGACCUUUUAUAUUCUCAUUUUUAAGUACUUUCUCUAUUUCUGCUACUUUUGUACUGUGUAUUUCCAGCUUCUCCACCAGACUGAUUGUUAGAGUGUAUGCUCCUAUAUUAUCCAUGUAUGUGUAAAUGGGCUGCUAGCCCAUUAGGGUUAGGGUUCCCCUGGGUCUAUAUAUGUAACCACCCUCUAUGCAAUAGAAGUUGAAUAUCAGUUUCUAUCACUAAUGAUUCCAUAUUCAGUGGGCUGCAAGUGAUUUGACAUACGUGCCUUAUCCUUCAGGUAUGUCUCAUGUUGACUUUGCUUUUGUAAUGGUACUGUUGGCUUCAUUGCUGGAAUGCUGGUUAUAAUCAACCUUUACUGCUCUAUAUUGUUCUUUUUUUGGUUUGCACAACCAGGGUGGUUGGUUUUCUGAAUCAAUCAAUCCAUUUCCUCGGACACAAGAUAAUUUUUGUAUGUUACACUUCCCAAAAUUGCAAUUAAUUCAGAAGUCUGCCUACUUUCAUUCAGUUAGUUCUCAGCAACACUGAAAGGAUAUGAAUCAGUCAACCCGAUAGAUGUUUAUCUGGUUAUUCCAAACAAUCUGACAUCACAUCUGUUUCUGCAGGCGAGAUAAGGAAAAUCUGAAAUGCUAUCACCAUUUAAAACAUUGGCUCCUGGAAGUUCAGGUGAUUAACAAACCUCCUUCAUCUACAUCUGACAUUGGCAUGUAUGGUAGAGUCCAGCAACUCUUGUGAUGGCAGGAGUCGUUCUUAAACAGCAACUGCUCCUUCGUUCAGCGCUUCUCAUUUCUGAUUGUAUUGACCGAGAGCAUCCACCUUUCCUUCUGGUAUCAACUGAAUGAGUUGCCGACACCGACCCAUCUGCGCAUAAUGGCAGGUUAGGUGUUGCUGUAGAAUGAGAUGGUUACCAUCUUUACAAGCUCAGGCUAUAUGAUUUCAGCAGCACUGUAACCUGGGGUGCAAAUGUUAAGGCCCUGCAAGCACUUUCCAGGCCACACCAAUUCUGCUUGGUUCUUGAAGAUACAUUCUUCCUAUGGUGCCCCCUAUAUAAAAGCCAUUUCUGGUUGUUAUGUUUAUCCUUGACAUGUCAACAGAUUAGUGUUGGGUUGCAGUCAUGCGGUCCUUAAGUCUCGGAGAAGGCGAGAAGUCAUUGCUGCUAGCAUUGUGAUCGUCGGCCACGAAAGUAAUCAAAAAGUGAGAGCUACUUGUUCCUAGCAAAUGGAGAAGGGCGAUAUAUAGGUUUAUGAUCAAAUUCAGUGUAUGCAAGCAGCAUAUUUUGUUUAGAGUUAGCUUUUGAGGUUCAUCAUUUCAUUUCACAGCUGAUUCUCUAUGUUGUAACUCCUUAGUCGUGUAGAAAUUAGAAUGCUAUCUGCUUAAUUUUUAGUGAAUAAUUUGCUAGUAUAUUUUUUAAUGUAAUUGCAGUAGCUCUGCCUCUUCAUUAA